Molecule: messenger RNA, 479 nt
Organism: Hyposmocoma kahamanoa
Lineage: Eukaryota; Metazoa; Arthropoda; Insecta; Lepidoptera; Cosmopterigidae
Gene: ATPsynCF6
Product: ATP synthase-coupling factor 6, mitochondrial
Exons: 3
Coding region: 83-409 (108 amino acids)
Biological process (GO): proton motive force-driven ATP synthesis
Molecular function (GO): proton transmembrane transporter activity
Source: RefSeq, a predicted model, not a curated record
GGUAAUUUUAUGAAGAAUUGUAAUUAAUUUGUAAGAAAAAUUAUUUUUUUUUAGUAAAAUUGUUACAUAAUCCGUAAUUACUAUGCUCACGAAGUCUCUUUUUGGAGGCCUGAGGGUGGCCAGAGCCCACGUUAUCGUCAGCAGAAACUUGGCGGCGGCCCAGAGUGCUUCCGAUCCUAUCCAGCAACUUUUUCUUGAAAAACUUAGGGAGUACAAGCAAAAGAGCUCUGGUGGCAAACUAGUAGAUCCAACCCCCGAAAUCGAAAAGGAACUCAAAACGGAAUUGGAAAAACUGGAAAAGCACUAUGGAGGUGGUUCCGGAGUGGACAUGACACAGUUCCCCACAUUCAAGUUCGAGGAACCUAAGCUGGAUCCCAUCGACGAACCCCAGGCUGCUGCUAAGAAGUGAACUGUUAGGUCAUAAUGACUCUGUGAGCAUCUGUAUGAAGUAAAUAAUAAAUUAUUGUUAGUACCACCCA